This is a messenger RNA of Mytilinidion resinicola, 1668 nucleotides long. Its product is annotated as MFS general substrate transporter. Bases 1 to 1668 code for a protein of 555 amino acids. The transcript is spliced from 4 exons. Gene Ontology annotation, biological process: transmembrane transport. Gene Ontology annotation, molecular function: transmembrane transporter activity. The record is from RefSeq and is a predicted model, not a curated record. NCBI's taxonomy places the organism in Eukaryota, Fungi, Ascomycota, Dothideomycetes, Mytilinidiales, Mytilinidiaceae.
AUGGCGAGUCCCGAUUUCGAGACCGAAAAGGGAGCGCAUAACGAUGACCUCUCCCAAGAUUUGAAACCACUGGACACCGAGAAAGCAGAGGAAAAUGCCAGACCAGUCGAGCCACUAGAUGCGCCCACGAGCGAGUACCCCCAUGGAACGCGCCUCGCCAUUAUUGUACUCUCUCUCAUGCUCAGCACCUUCUUGAUAGCCCUCGACAACACUAUUAUCGCCACCGCAAUCCCCAAAAUCACAGACGAGUUUCACGGCCUCGACAAGGUAGCAUGGUAUGGCUCCGCCUACUUUAUGACCUUCGGCGCUUUCCAAUCAACCUGGGGCAAAUUCUUCAAAUACUUCCCUCUUAAAACCUACUUCAUCGCCGCCAUGGUCAUCUUCGAAAUCGGCAGCCUGAUCUGCGCCGUGGCCCAGAACCCCACAACCCUAAUCGUCGGGCGCGCCAUCGCAGGCUUCGGCGGCGCGGGCAUUGCCACUGGCGCGUUCACGAUUAUCGGGUUUGCGGCCGAGCCGCAGAAGCGGCCGCAGUUGAUCGGCUACACGGGCGCGACAUAUGGGAUUGCUGCUGUGCUGGGCCCGCUGCUUGGUGGCGCGUUCUCGGAUAAGGUUAGCUGGCGGUGGUGCUUCUAUAUCAAUUUGCCGAUUGGGGGGUUGGCAGCCUUGAUGGUGCUGCUCUUCUUUCAUACCCCGAAGGACGCGAAGCCGGCGGAAGCUAGUUGGAGGGAGAAGCUGCUGCAGAUGGACCUCAUCGGCGCGGCGCUCGUUAUGGGCUUGAUAGUCUCAUACAUCCUGGCGCUCGAGUAUGGUGGGCAGACGAAGCCUUGGAAGAGCAGCGUUGUAAUCGGUCUGCUGGUUGGCUCCUUCGCGCUCACCGUUACCUGCGUCGUUUGGGAGAUCUUUCAGGGCGAGCGUGCCAUGAUAGUACCACGCUUGUUCAAACAACGCUCGGUGUGGGUCAGCUGCAUCUUCCAAUUCUUCUUUGCCGGCUCCUACUUCACCAUCCUCUACUACCUCCCGAUUUACUUCCAAAGCGUCUACAACGUCAGCCCUAUCGGGUCAGGCGUGCGCAACCUCCCCCUCAUCAUCACGCUCACCAUAGCGGCCACUCUCCAAGGCGUCGCGCUAUCCAAAGCCGGCUACGCCACUCCAUUCAUGGUCGUGGGCGCUGCAAUCGGAACGAUCAGCUCCGGCCUUUUCUACACGCUCGACGUCGACACCUCUGCUGGCAAAUGGAUCGGCUUCCAGAUCCUGUGCGGCUUUGCCGCAGGGGGAACGUUCCAAACCGCCAUCGCCGUCGUACAGGUCAACGCGAAACCUGAGGAUAUGUCGUCUGCCACGGCUAUAAUUUUCUUCUUCCAAAUGAUCGGCGGCUCGUUCUGCCUCUCAGCAGCGCAGUCGGCAUUCAACAACAGAAUGAUCUCCACCCUAGCCUCCACGGCUCCUGGAGUGAAUCCCGCGAUAGUCCUCGCGACCGGCGCCACGCAGAUUCGCUCGGCGUUCACGGCGGCUCAGGUGCCGGAUAUUGUCGCGGCGUACAUGGCGGGCCUCAAGGUCGUCUUCGCGAUUACGGUCGGGACGUUUGGAUUCGCUUGCCUGAUCGGCUUUUUCGGAAGCUGGAAAAGGCUCCAUGCCGAGGAUUUGAAGAAGGCUAGCGGUGCCGCCUAA